Mugil cephalus (flathead mullet) is the source of this 8348-nucleotide messenger RNA. It is a transcript of the gene unkl, whose product is annotated as unk like zinc finger. Bases 64 to 2532 code for a protein of 822 amino acids. The transcript is spliced from 16 exons. The record is from RefSeq and is a predicted model, not a curated record. Lineage: Eukaryota; Metazoa; Chordata; Actinopteri; Mugiliformes; Mugilidae. Gene Ontology annotation, molecular function: metal ion binding.
AGUGCGCUGGCGUACGCGAGCAACAGAUCCGAGCGCAUGCGCACUUCAUUGUUUUGACUGAAAAUGCCGUCGGUUUCGAAAACGGCGGCCAAUGCGUCUCCUCAAACCGAGAAACCUACCCACUAUACAUACUUGAAGGAGUUCAGGACAGAGCAGUGCCCGUUGUUCCUCCAGCACAAGUGUACGCAGCACAGACCCUUUACGUGCUUUCAUUGGCAUUUUCUAAACCAGCGACGGAGGCGACCCAUACGGAGAAGAGACGGAACUUUUAACUACAGCCCCGACGUGUACUGCACGAAAUACGACGAGACCACAGGCAUCUGCCCAGAUGGAGACGACUGCCCUUACUUACACCGGACCACUGGUGACACAGAACGCAAGUACCAUCUACGAUAUUACAAGACUGGCACUUGUAUCCAUGAGACGGAUGCUCGAGGGCAUUGUGUGAAGAAUGGCCUCCACUGUGCUUUCGCUCAUGGGCCACAUGAUCUCCGACCUCCAGUCUAUGAUAUCAGAGAGAUUCAAGCACAAGAGGCCCUCCAGAAUGGACAGCUGGGCUCUGGGGAAGGUAUUCCUGAUCUGCAGCCUGGUGUUCUAGCCAGCCAAGCUAUGAUUGAGAAAACUCUGACGGAAGAUCCCCGGUGGCAAGAUACCAACUUUGUUUUAGCCAAUUAUAAAACAGAUCAGUGUACUAAGCCCCCAAGACUAUGCAGACAGGGUUAUGCUUGCCCGCACUACCACAACAGUAGAGAUCGAAGGCGAAAUCCACGGAAGUUCAAGUAUAGGUCAACUCCCUGCCCUAAUGUGAAACACGGCGACGAAUGGGGUGAACCCUCAAAGUGCGACAGCGGAGACAGUUGCCAGUAUUGUCACUCUCGAACUGAACAGCAGUUUCACCCCGAGAUCUACAAAUCUACCAAAUGCAAUGACAUGCGACAGACUGGAUACUGUCCCAGGGGACCGUUUUGUGCAUUCGCACACGUAGAAAGAAUUCCAUCUACAGAAGAGACCAUGAGCUCGUUGCUAACGGCGAUACAGUCGAGCUCCCAGUCCCAGCUGGGCUCUCAGCAGUAUUCAGAGUGUUCAGUCACUGAGUGGAACAGUGGAGGAAACUCCACCAGCAGUGCAACCAGUAGCAAUGGACAAGUAGGAAGUGUUUCAUGUUCUAAUAGCUCAACUGUAACGCCAAGCUCAGGAAGCGACAGUUUGUUAUCCCCAGUGGGAUCCAUCAGCAGGUCCAAAUCCUUAACUAAUAGUAGUUUAUGUUCAGAGUCCACCACAUCCAGUGUCUCAUCUCUGACGUCUAACUAUCCCAAAGCUCCGGGCUUUGAACGUGAGGAUCAGAUUAAGAACAAGGGACAGAUGGAUCAAAAAUUCAUGGACCAAGACAAACAGACACACAAUACUGUAUUCUCAGCGGUGAACCCUCUGGCUUCGAGUUUUACCUCCAGUAUCACGUCAAGCUUGGCUUCAAGCAUUGGCUCAGAUAGUUCUUCACCCACCACCUUAUCAACGAUGAAUGCUAAAGCCACUCCUUUCUAUCCGGGGAGCAACACGGUGGAGUCUGUCAUCGAUUUUUUUUGUUUUCCUUCAGGAUCCGCACUCGACCUGAACUUCAGCGACAUCAACGUUGCUUCUCUUGAUAAAGAGUUAGAGGAGCAAGAUAACAGUGUGGGACUGGCAAGUAAGGACGGUCAGAGGGUGCUAGGUGGAUCGGCGCCCGUUAACAUUCCCGGCUCCCUGGCACGAUCAUCAUCUUUUAAUUCCUCGUCAUCACUCUCCACCUCCCCACUAAGCUCCCUCUCCCAGUCUCUGUCACAGUCCCUGCUGUCAGGGACACUAUCUCAGCAAAAUCAACCUUCCAACAUGUUGGCCAAGCAAGAGCACGGCCUCCUGGGAACACCCACCUCCUCUUCCCAGAACUCUCUGGGCUUGAAUGGAGGUGCUAGCAGCAUUUGGGACUUUGUAAGUGGCAGCUUUUCACCAAGUCCAUCUCCAGUUUUCAGCAGCCUAACGUCCACAACCAGCAGCGCCGAUCUGGCCCGCCUUUUUAGAGAGCUGGAUGAGGCGAAGAGGAAAAUCAAACAAUGGGAAGAAGCCUGGCAUCAGGUCAAACAAGCCUGCGAAGCGUGCCAGAAAGACGCUCAUGAAGCGAAGGAGCAAGCGAAAACGGCGGAGGCAGAGCGGCAGCUGGCAGAGCAGAAAUGGGAAGAAACGGAACGCAAGCUGAAAGAGCUCCAGGGAGACUUUGACGUGCUUUGUCGCACCCCUGGGACACCUCUUCUACGUAGCUACGGAGAGCUGGACCAGCUUCCCUUGUCAAAGCUUCACUCCAUCCAGAGUCAGCUGCGUAAUGACCUAGACCUUAUAGACGGGGUAAUAUAUCAGCUUCAGUCAAAGAAAUGUAUAGUUUGCCAAAAGCAUGAUCGUUGCAUUGUUCUGCAGCCUUGCCAACAUUAUGUACUAUGUGAGAACUGUGCACCUAGUAAAACAGAAUGUCCCUACUGUAGAACAAAAAUACUCAAGUGGUGAUGUACAAUUACUCAAGGUACUAUUUAUAAAAGAAUUAGCCCUUUGAAAAGCUACUUAUGGAUAGUACAUUUUCUAAACAGCUGUUCUUGUUUUGUACAGCGAUUUGAUUAAUUUAGGAUAAAAUGAUGUUUGACUGAGAAAACUAAUAGUAUUAUGAAUCAGAUUUCAAACAGAGGGAUUAAAUCAUUAUAGCUUUUGCUCAUUUUAUGUCCACAUUGGACAACCGUAUUGUUUUCUGUAUGAAAAGCCCUGCACUCGAAUUAGAAUGUUACAUUUCCUUAUCAAAUCUUCAGUCAGGCAUGUUCAGAUUUUUUAUAAAAGUUUGUCUAAAGAAGAUAAAUAUGCACCGCCCAGCCUGACGUACAUGCAAAGUAACAGGUUAAAAAAAAAUCUAAACUUGGUUAAAAGCUCGAUACACAAGGACAUUCAUGAGUGUUUGUUUGUGCCAUGAUUUACUGUUUUCCAACUGGAAAUAAUUCACUACACUCUGGCAUUAGUUUGGCUAAAACACUUAACCGAGAGGCAGCAUCUUCUUUACUUUACUUGCACUUAAAGUUACCCCAGAGCAUAUUUACAGAGAAUAUAUAAAACUGAUGGAAGUGAAUAUGUCGCUUCACUAAAAGAGAAAUGUUUCACUGUAGUCUAUUGCCACGUUCUGUCUAAACACAAAUUGAGAUAUUAGAGUUUUAAAAGAAUAAUGAUAACCCAGAUAGUCAUAAUUUUACAGCGCUUCCAUGUAGUCCUCUGUUGUUUAUACCUUAAUAUAGAAAUUAAACCACAACACACAGUAACACAAGAAACACACUCACCAAUAUAUCAGAAUUUCCGUUUGGGAUCUGAAACACGAUUAAGUCAACUGUGUAACUGUUGCAAACACUGCCAAGAAACGCUGAAUUCACUAACAGAUUAAGCUGGUGAGGCUCAACAUAAAAUGGGCAAAACUCAAAGAUGAUUUUUCUUUACUUAAAGAGGAAUACAUCAAAUAGUUUAUUUGGGACAACAUCAAGGAAGCAGACAAGCAAGCACCUGAAAAUGACUGAUAUUUAAUGUGAAAUUUGUAUAUAUGUUUUAUCACAACUAGGGGGGAAAAAAAAUGUGUUUACUGACACCAUUUCACAAAGCGUGCAACUUCUAAAGCUGAAAUGGCUCAUUUAUCCAGUUCAACAUUUCAUUCUUGAAAUCAGCUUAAGUACAAUUUGAUAGCACUUAACAUGGACGUCUCCAAUCAUGCUUGUGAUCUGGUGGCUUGGUGGUCGUAAAAUGUGACUCACCGAAGAAACGUCUACUGCCUGCUGUAGAUUUGCAUUGUUCCUCUUUAAAUAAAGCCAGUUAAACAAAUAGUCUUUAAGAAAUUUAAAGUUAACCAGUCAAGCAUCAUUAUUUUGACCAACUUUCUGAAGAAGUUUGAUUUCUUAUUAAAAGCACUUUGUUGAUCUGGGGCUUUAUUAUUAAAGGCUAUAUAGAAAUUUGCUUUAAGCUGCUUUGUAGGUAUUCUUUUGUAUUUUUUUGUUUGUUUGUUUUUUUUUAAAUUUCUCUUUUUUUUCUACAUAAGCUAAUGUCUGAAGCUUCUGUGUGUACUGUGAAACAUAAUUUGAAUAUUUCACGUUACCAAUUGUUAACUCGUGGCAUGGUUCUGCAUAUUAAGGUUUCAUAGAAAAAUACUCAAUAGUUUCUACUUUCUUAGUUAGAUUUAUAAAAUUUCAAUCAAAUAAGUGCAAAUUUAAAUUGCAUUUUAGUCAUAACCAGCAGCUGUGAUAUCAGUAAGGCACAUGCUACAUGUUAAAGGCUGUUAUUCAAUCAGUUUUGUUUUGUAGAAAUUUAUAUAGCCUAUCCAUUAGAGGAGCAUGUAUUGUAUUUGCUAAAAGCCUGAAAUGGUGAUUUUUGUAGGAAUCUAGCCUCUUAACCUUGUCUAGAACAUAUCGGCCUCUAACUCUAAAGUGCCUUGCCUUAGUGGAUAAAGGUUAUGUGUAGAAUUGUCCGAGCUAACACAAGUAGUUGAAGCUUGUGCACAGGUUUCUGCAAAAUGCAUAUUUAAAUUUGCAGAAGCACCGACGUGUAUAACUUUAUGUGUAUAUAUGCCAGAGUAUUUGGCCAAAUCCCAUUAAGUAUUUCUGCAGAAGAUAAUUGAAGAUUGUCAGUGCCUGUGUCCUGACUUCACCUGUAAAAACGAAAACACCCAGCUCCCCCAGUCUACUACCGACCCACCCACUAACCUGCCCUCUCAUUCCUUGGUUGUGGUGCUCUUUUGGUGCAGCUUCAGUCUUUGAAAUUAGGUUUUUCAAUUUAACAUUUGGGAGUAUGCAAACAUAGGACAAAUAAAUAUGUAUAGCAACAUACACAGUGCUUUUGAAACAGUUGAGUAAGAGCAGUUUGUUAUAUUGUAAUAAUUCUGCAGUGAAUGAAGAAUUCUGUAGAUUUUGCAUAAGAAUUGUGCUUAGGUUCGUCUAAUUCAAAUGACCUUCUACUGUGUUAAAAAAAAACAAAAAAAAAAACAAAAAAACACCUUUUUAUUCUUGCUUUAAAUCCAGUAGAAAACCAUGUAUCUCCAGGUACACUUUUUGCUACUUAUAAAUAUGGGAUAAUGCAUUGUUUACAUUCACACAAAUGACAAUUACGCAACUCAGAGGAAAAAUAUCAAGAAAGAUUAUGGUAUUUUAGCAUUUUCAUGGUUAUAUUACAGCAUAAAAGGCAGGCUAAACACUUCUGGUAUUGCAUGUUAUGCGAUAUGUUAACCAGCUACAAGAAAUAAAAAAUAAUAAAAAAAAAUAAAUAUGUACGCACUGUGUCACACUGCCAGAAUAUUUGUAUCGACUUAUUUUAGUGUAGUCAAGGCUUAAUAACUUCUGCGAGCUUCGCUGCUACUGGAAAAGGUAUUAAUGUAGUUUCUUGUUAUACAUUUAGAUGUUUGAAUGUUGUUGUGCACACACAGCUCAGAAUUCAGAAACUAUGAAUAGUAUGUCAUCUGCAUAUAACCUGAUCUUUUUUUUUUCUUUUCUUUUUAGAUUGAACAGUUGUAAAUUCAUUUGAGUCAAAAGUUUCAGUACUUUUGUUAGUCACUUAGAAUGAUGUCAUGGGCCUGUACUACUGUAGAUUGUCCCUUUUUUUUUUAAUCAGUUGGAGGUAAAUGUUGUUAUUGUUGGAUUUCUUUUUUCCCGUACGUUGGACAACGGUGUAUGAUGCAGCUAAUUCACAGGGUCUUUGGUCUGUUUUGUUUUGCCUGUGAAACAAACUAAUUUAAUGAUGUCUAGUGAGAAAAUUUAAAAAAAAAAAAAUUAACCAAAGUGGUGUUCUUGUACAGUAGCUGUUCAAAAAUGUAUUGUGAAGGGAAAAUUUACCCUCAAACAGAAUUCAGAUAAAUGCUCCAAGCAUCACUCAGAUCAGCCUGUAGUUGUGAACACGGGCAGGUCUUGCCCCAGACUAUGAAUAACAGGUCAGAGCUGAGAUAAAGUCCAGCUGUGAGAGUGUCAGGAAUUCUGUUUUUGGAUGAAUUUUGUACUUUAAUAUUUCAUUCAGUAGGAAGUACAUCCUCGAAGGGAGUCAACAACAGGACUAUGCCAAUGGCUUUUGCUUACAACAUUAAUGGACUAAGGCCCAUUUUUUGCAGUUUUACCAAAGACCUUUAUUGUUUAUUUUCUACUACAUUUCAUUAAUUGUUGUACUUCAUUAAGAAACCUGCAUUGAUUUAAAGUCGUAAAUCACCUAGUACCUUAAAUAGAUAACGUUCAUCAACCGUAAUUAAUAGCAACCUUUUCUAGCUAAAGUUUUAGUGAUACACACAUGAUCAAAAAUGCAUGGGUCGGAUCCUAACAAAAACGUGUGUUUGUACAUUAUGUGUUACGUAAACAUUGGCGUUUAUGGCAGAUUGUGCAAUACUGGCUAGCACAUGCUGACCUUAAGCGAGGAUUCAGUGUCAGUUUAAUUGUUGUCUACAGUGAAGGAAUGUCACAGGUGAAUGACAUUUGUGCUUCUGAAGUGGCCAUAGAAACUUCACUACAGUUCUGUUCUGAAGUAAACCUUGUUGAUUUUGCUUAACUGCGUAAUCUGAAUGAGUUUUGACAUUGAUGGGUAUGCAUUAUAUACUGUUAUGACGGGCCUGCAGUGACUGUAAGGUGCUCUCUCUUUAUCAGAAUCUGUUUCCUGUUUCUUAAAGUCGUGGUCCAAAUGAGGUUUUGUUACUACAGGGACGGAUGACGGUUGUGAAGCAUCAAUGGCAGAUACAGACGUAAUCACGAUUGAGUUCUUAAGACAAUUUGUUGUCUCUCAAGAGGUCUACUUGCCCCAACUCUUAAGUUUUCUAGGAAGAAAUGUAAAAAAGGAAAAAAAAAACUGCUUGGUAAGCACAGCUUUUGUUCAAUUGUAUCUCUUAAUGGACCAAUUCCACUUUCAAAUACAUCUGUGCCUUCUUAUAAUUACACAAUGUGGAUCGAUUGAAGGGACAAAUUCUAACCUGUUCAAUUAGAAUCAAAAUUCCAGUGCCUUACGAUAUUUUUGUGGACCACAAUGUGAUUGCCAAGUGUCCUGAGCAUUCAGGCCACGUGAGCUAAAAGGAAAACGAGGCUAAUAUAAUGAGAUUUGCUUCACCACUUUGUCCGAAUGAAGCUAAUUGAUAAGAAUCUCAGUCUGUAUUUGCCAUGAGAAAAAAAAAACAAAAACAAAAAAAAACAAGAAAAUGCAGCAAUAUCUAACCACUGAAUCCACAGUUUUGAUCUCGAUUCGUCACCAAAAACCCAACUGUUUGUAAGGAAAAGCACCAAAUAGGAAGAAUCUUGUAAAUGAACUGUAAUAGAUGUAUCAUUAUGCUCUGCAUUGGAGUAGUUUAAUCUAUUUUGCAUUAUUGUUAGUUGUUGUGUCUUCUUUGUUUUUAAGCAUUAUAAAAAUGGAGCCAGAAGAUUUAUGCAAUCUUGUACAUGUAUAUGAGUAUGGAGCUGUUCAAAUAAUAAUAAUAAAAAAAUACUAGUAAAAAGACAAAAGUAAAUAAUCUGAAUGUGGAACCAGAUGUUCCAUGUACUUUAGAAAUUUCAGUAGAAAUGUUAUUAUAACAUUGAAGCCCUGAAAUAUUGAAUGUAUUGUUCUAAAUUAGAUAUUCAAUGAAUAGGUCACUGGAUAUUAUGGAGCGCAGUUAAUUGAUUAUGAUGUAGCAUCUUAGUUGUGAACUGCUAUUCAAUAAAAUUUAUUAGAACUAAAACGAAUGCAAGUUUUCAAGUUUCUAUUUGUCAGCGUAAUGAGAAAAUAUAAGGAAAGUAUUUUUCUCAGGGUAUGACGGCGAUUUGAUAGAGAAUGUGUUAAAUCUGAGGAAACUGCAUUUCACGGAUUUAUUUACUUAACGUCAGUGGGUUUAGACAUUAUUUAUAGAUUUAAACAAAUAUAUAUGUCCCUUAUUUUGUGACGAGCUGUAUGCAUAUGUAGGAAAUUCUAUAAUGAUAAUUGUAGAAAUUAUUCUGUUGGAAUCGAUAUAUUUUUUUUUUUUUUGUGUUGUGAACACAAAAGCAGGUGCAAGUCUUAGAAUACUAGGUGUUUCUUUUCUACAUUGAGGAUUGUGUACCGCAUAUUUACCGUAGUGUAUUACUAGUUUGUUAACACUUGUUAAAUUGUUACACUACAGUUAUGCAAUGGUUUACAGAGUUCACAAAAUUAUUUUUAUCAUCUUGAGAAUUAAAAUAAUUUUUUCAUCUGAAAUGUGUGACUCCCUUUUGUUUCGGACGCAAUCAGACGGCAGAGGAGUGGGAAAUUGUAUUUGUUUAUUGCUUUACUGUGGAUUGAAUGAUGUGUAUAGUAUCUGGAACAGAACCUUCAUUAAUAAAAUGAGUUGCACCUUG